GAAGCCGCUGCGAUGCGCUAUGUUGACAGCCAUACUCGAAUUCCUGUGCCACGUGUACUCAAAUCCUGGCCUCUUGCUAACGACAACGCAGCCAUCAUUAUGGAAUGGUUUAACGACACACACACCCUCGAACAACGAUGGAAGUACAUUCCCAACGACGAGAAGCUCAAGGUCGCCCGUCAAAUCAGAUCAUUUGUGGACGAGCUCAGAACUUUGCCACAGCAGGGAGCUAUGCGUGGUAUGAUUUGCUCUCCAGAUGGCUCAGCCUGCUGGGAUGAACGACUGAAGAGUCAGCGCUGCGGCCCAUUCGUGGAUGAGCGCGCCUUCAAUAACUUCCGGCUCAGCCUUCUCGACCGCUUUCUUUGGGAGCCAGGCGCUCGAGAACAAAUCGAGAACAUCCGGAUGAGACUCAGGGAUAAUCAUCGCGUUGUGUUCACGCAUGGUGAUCUCGGUGUCCGAAACGUCCUUGUCGAUGACUGUAACAAUAUUGUGGCAUUGAUCGAUUGGGAGAUGGCGGGGUGGAUGCCCGAGUACUAG
This is a messenger RNA of Stereum hirsutum FP-91666 SS1, 537 nucleotides long. RefSeq lists its product as uncharacterized. The record is from RefSeq and is a predicted model, not a curated record. NCBI's taxonomy places the organism in Eukaryota, Fungi, Basidiomycota, Agaricomycetes, Russulales, Stereaceae. The annotation marks the transcript as partial. The transcript has a single exon.